Molecule: messenger RNA, 4919 nt
Organism: Anopheles nili
Lineage: Eukaryota; Metazoa; Arthropoda; Insecta; Diptera; Culicidae
Gene: flfl
Product: serine/threonine-protein phosphatase 4 regulatory subunit 3
Exons: 9
Coding region: 1-3411 (1136 amino acids)
Biological process (GO): protein dephosphorylation; DNA damage response
Cellular component (GO): protein phosphatase 4 complex; nucleoplasm
Molecular function (GO): protein phosphatase activator activity
Source: RefSeq, a predicted model, not a curated record
AUGACAACCGACACGAGGCGGCGAGUGAAGCUGUACGCCCUCAACGCAGAUCGACAGUGGGACGAUCGAGGAACGGGCCAUGUCACAUCUAGUUAUGUGGAUCGCGUCAAAGGUGUGUCAUUGCUUGUUCAUGCAGAAAACGACGGCUCGAUGUUAUUAGAAAGUAAAAUCCAUCCAGAUACAAUCUAUCAUAAACAACAGGACACGCUCAUCGUAUGGAGUGAAGGUGACAACUUUGAUUUAGCACUUAGCUUCCAGGAAAAGGCAGGAUGUGAUGAAAUUUGGGAAAAAAUUUGUCAGGUUCAAGGGAAAGAUCCAUCAGUAGAAAUAACACAGGAUGUGGUCGAAGAGUCGGAAGACGAACGGUUUGAGGAUAUGUCUGAUUCAGCCCCUCCAAUCGAGCUGCCACCGUGUGAGCUGAGCCGAUUGGAGGACAUAUCUGAGGUGAUUGCCAGCGCUUUAACAUCGGCGAUCCGUAAGGACAAAUUGGCACAGGCUAUUGAGUCUGAAAACUAUAUAAAAAAGUUACUCGGUCUCUUUCACGUGUGCGAGGAUUUGGACAACCAGGAAGGUCUUCAUUAUCUGUAUGAAAUUUUUAAGAACAUUUUUCUGCUGAACAAGAACGGCCUAUUCGAGAUUAUGUUUGCUGAAGACACGAUCUUCGAUGUUGUGGGUUGUCUCGAGUAUGAUCCGUCCGGUAAUCCACCGAAGAAUCAUCGUCAGUAUCUGAGAAAAUUGGUCAAAUUCCGCGAAGCAAUACCGAUCCGCAACACGGAUCUGUUGGCCAAAAUACACCAGACAUACCGUGUGCAGUAUAUACAGGACAUCGUGCUACCAACGCCGUCUGUGUUCGAGGACAAUAUGCUGAAUACGCUGUCUUCGUUCAUAUUUUUCAAUAAGGUGGAAAUCGUGACGCUCAUUCAGGAAGAUGACAAGUUCCUUGAUGAAUUGUUUGCAUUGCUGACCGAUCCGCAGACGCCAGACUCGAAACGUCGUGAUAGCAUACUGUUCCUGAAAGAAUUCUGCAAUUUCGCCCAGUACCUGCAGCCACAGGGCAAGGAAACUUUUUUUAAAACGCUCAUUAGCCUGGGUGUGCUUCCGGCACUUGAAAUUACGCUAGCCAUCAAUGAGAAGCGGACGAAAGCCGCAUCGAUCGAUAUAUUAUCUACGAUAGUUGAAUAUUCACCAUCCGUAGUGCGUGACUAUACCUUACAGCAGUACAAUAAUUCUGACUCGGACGAGGACCAAACGCUGAUCAACAUUGCUAUUGAGCAACUGCUUUCCGAUUCGGAACCGGAACUGGGUGGCGCUGUGCAGCUGAUGACUGUGUUGCGGAUUCUGCUGGACCCGGAGAACAUGUUAAGCUCGGCGAACAAAUCGGAAAAAUCGGAUUUUCUCAACUUCUUUUACAAGCACAGUAUACAAACGUUAAUCGCUCCCCUUCUCCGGCAUACGCAAUCGGAUAAACCAACGAACGAAGACUAUCACGUGGUGCAGCUUCUUGGAGUAGUACUGGAGCUCCUAUCUUUCUGUGUGGAGCAUCAUACGUAUCACAUCAAGAACUGCAUUAUCAACAAGGAUCUAUUGCGAAAAGUUUUAGUCUUGAUGAACAGCGUACACACAUUUCUCGUGCUGGGAGCGCUACGGUUUCUCCGAAAAAUAGUCUCGCUCAAAGAUGAGUUUUAUAACAGGCAUAUUGUCAAGGGAAAUUUGUUUGCACCUGUGGUGGAGGCAUUCAUCCGCAAUGAUGGUAGAUACAAUCUGCUGGAGUCAGCGAUUUUGGAGCUUUUCGAGUUUAUCCGGCUGGAGGACAUUAAGUCGUUGUAUACGUAUUUCGUAGAAAGCUUUGGCAAGUUCUUUGACGAUGUACAGUACGUACAAACGUUCAAGACACUGAAAAACAAAUACGACCAACAGCAGGAUCGCCUAAAGGAAAAGGAGAAAGGAAAUUUAGACAGCGUUCCUUCUAUACUACGGAACAGCAAUCGCUAUCGUAGAGACCAACGGCAAAUGGACGAGAAUGAGGAAGAAUGGUUCAACGAAGAGGAAGAUUACACCGAAAGCUCCGGUAAAACGGGUGCUCCCGAAUUGGACACUACGAUCGGCAAAAUGUUUGAAAAGAAAGCGAUGGACACAACAAGCAGCCUGAAUGGACCGAAGUAUGGUGGAGUGUCAUCGGGUCAUUCACAUCAGCUAUCUUCGCAAGUUCAUGCGGGUGUAACGGCUACUGCAACCUCAGCCGAUGAUAUAGCAGUUACAUCGCACAUGUUGAACAUCAAUAACGGCAGCGAAGGUGAUGAUGACGGAAGCAGCUUGGCAGCGUCUUCCUCGGGACAUCUACCGUUGUCCACACUUGAUCCAAGUAGUCUUUCACAUGCGGUUGCGGCCGCUGCGGCAGCAGCAGCGGCAGUAGCAAGUAACAAUGGCCUUCAAUCGGCAUCGACGGUGGUGGCUAACCAUGACCACCAUCAUGAAGAACAUCAUGCACUGGGCGACGAGGGUGCCAGCAGUGUAAAUUUAACUCCUGCCGAUGAAUCUGCGCUGGAUGACGCUAAUAGUUUAGUAGUGAGCGCUCUAGGAGAGAGUGACCUGUCUUCUGUGUAUCAACUACAGUCAUCUUCGUUGUCUUCCGUCUCUGUAACGGAAGGAGCCAGCGUAACAACAAACGCUACUGCCACUGUGGAAGCCAGUAAUAGUAGCAAUAGCGAAUCGGUCACUUCGCCAGUGUCAUCAUCCAUUCCAGCCACUGCGACCUGUUCCUCUACAAAUGGCACCUUAGUUGAAGAAGGUCCUGCAAGUCCUGGUACUCUCGGGUCACCUGACAUUACCGCCAACACCACUCAUGAAUCAGUCGAAUCUCUCGCCGCUAACGAGGAAGCGAUCAGCUCUAUGCGAUUAGCAUCAGAAGAACUAUUUACAGAAAAUGUGCCCAUUGGGGAGGACAACAAAUCGGUGGAUGUUAAAAUAACGAAUGCCACUGCAAUGGGGUCAAGUAGUAACUGUACCUCCCUUGUGGCAACUGACGAGAGUGGUGUGGACACCGAGGAAAAAAAUGAUGGGCCACGCGGUACGGCAGAUAGUUGUAAAGAUGACGAUGGUAGCAGAGACAUACAAUACGAGAGGAACGAUGAUGUUAACAGUUCAGAAGUGAUGGGUGCAGCAACUUCGUCGUCCUUGUUGAUGGCACCCAUACUCGACUCUGCUCCUGCUGUGGAAGAACCAACUGGUGUGGGAGCAUCUGUGCUGCCUCAAGCAAACGUAUCCUCGUCUAAUGUUGCCGCUUCUUCGGCUUCCGGGUCCACUGUUGUUGGAUUAAAAAAGGCAUUGGUCGAUUAUGAGGGGGAUUCUGAUGACGACGAUGAUGAUGAUGAUAGCAGUAGUCCAGCGCAAAAAAAGCCCAGAAUAGCAUAGCACUGUACGGCUUCAGUCGCGCAUUAUCCUUACAAACAACGCCAUCAAUCAGCAUCAUCGGCGGCGGGUAGCAUAACUAUAAAUAAGUUAAAUACUAUUAGAAUCCACAAUACUACUACAACUACGGCAGUAGCGGUGAGUGAUAGUACUACUGUGUCCUAUACCGUCGUGACUGAUGGUGGUAAUUUCGCGUUUUCCAACGAUUUACCUUGUUCACCUUCGCCGUGCACAAGCGAAGGAAAGGACAGUAGUAUGCAGGCUGGAAUAGAUGAGGUUCGAUGUGUUCCAGCAAUAGAUGGAAGAGACUGUUCAAAUUUAAUGGAAAUAGACACUACCGCUAAUAACGAUGGCAGCGUUGGGCUCGUGCCAAACGGUACGGGGCCCUUGGGAACGACCGAUCAAGGGAAACUGAGUAUAGCAGAAACUUUGUAAAAAAAGGCUUUCAUCUCAUACAUAAACAUUAAAACAAACAUUUGUACGCUAUUUCAUAACCGAAUUGCAUCGUGCGUUUGUGCAUGUAUGCAGUUCCGAGGACUAGAAGGUUGUUUGCAGGAGGCAUUGCGACGCAUGAAAAGGAAAGAAAAGAAUGGAAAAAUUCUUACUAGGACGUACCAAAUUUUUACAUCAUGACGACACGGGUUUUGCUCUUUAACAUUGAUACUGGAAGAGGGUCUCAAACUCAUGCGAUGCGAUCAAACAAAUAUGAAGUUGUCAAUGAAAUUUUGCACCGGCAAAAUAAAACGUCGUAUUGUACAGUUAGUGAUCGUACAGUGCCGUAUUGUUAAUAUACGAAGCAAAGAAAUACAAACAAAAUAGCAGCCAUGAGGCGUCUUAUUAUUUGACACAGUUCUGGAGAGAUUUCGUAGAUGGAAUGCUAAAUUGCUUCUCCGCUGUGUCGUCAAAGAACAUUUGAAUGAUCACGUUAGUGUAAGAUUUUUGUAGUUGCAACUUGUGUUUUGUGGGGAUGGAGAAUUGGGGAAUUAGAGUGAAAAUUAUUUGGACGGAUUAUGUCUGAUAAUCGACGAUCAGCGGAACAAGAUAGAAAACAGAACGACACAAAAUUAUAUAUUAGACGUUAUUGUUUGCCCAUUGAUGCACAUUUGUAGGAGCAGUGAAAUUGCAGAUGAAAGCUAUUGAGAUUUUUUACGUAAAGUAUGAAACAAAAUUAAUUUUGAAUUUCAUAACAAUCGUUUACGGCUAAACAAACGAGGGGAGUAGAGUAUUUACGAAAACGUACGUAUCUUAAGAACAUACUCCAGAAAACAAUUAUGCGCGACUGGUUUAGAUGCAAGGUCAAUAAGACGAAGUGUAGCAUAAGCAUGUUUGAAAAGCGAAGGCAUGAAAUUGCGUUUCAAUGCUACAAAUAGUAUGCCGUGGUGGAGUCUGCAUUGUUUCGUCAACAACGCCUUGACGAAUAAUUCUCUCCGUAUCGCAUUAGAAAUGAUUACUGUAUCUUUCGGUGCGAACUGUCAAUGUUAAGUGUCCACUGCACACGUGCUAUUAUUAAU